Molecule: messenger RNA, 1266 nt
Organism: Lepus europaeus (European hare)
Lineage: Eukaryota; Metazoa; Chordata; Mammalia; Lagomorpha; Leporidae
Gene: OXLD1
Product: oxidoreductase like domain containing 1
Exons: 2
Coding region: 16-477 (153 amino acids)
Cellular component (GO): mitochondrion
Source: RefSeq, a predicted model, not a curated record
CGGGCCCGGCGCGCGAUGGCGCUGGGGAGGGUGGCGGCCGGAGGCCGGGCGGCGGCUGCGGUGGCCCGCUCGGCAACACUCUGGCUCUGCAGCUGGGCCUGCGCCCAGAGACCUCUCAGGAGCAGCUGGGUCCUCGGGCACCGGGCACAAGUCCCAGCUCCUGAUGGCCACAGGACGCUGGGGACGGAGCCCGUGGAGGCUGGAGCAGGCGCCGCCAGGCAGCCCGAGGCCUCCCUGCCCAGCGGAAACCCCUCAGAAUCCCCCUACCCUCUGCCGCCUGAUCUCCAGCCGCCCACCAACUGCUGCAUGAGCGGCUGCCCCAACUGCGUGUGGGUGGAGUACGCGGACAGGCUGCUGCGGCACUACCGGGACGGCGGGCAGCGGGCCCUGGCCGCCCUGGACCGGCACGUGGCCGACGAGAACCUCAAGGCCUUCCUCAGGACGGAGAUCCAGCUGCGCUCCAGCGGUGCGGGCUGAGCCCGGCCGGACCCGCGAUGCACCUGCGCCUGCCUGAGAAUAAACCGGCUGCGUGCUGCUGCUGCGUCGUUGUCUGGGGCCAAAGGCAGAGCCGUGGGUGCUGCCCGCCUGCCGCACCUGCGGUCACGCCAGCCUGGGGUCUCCUCCGUGCGGGGGCCAGCGCCUCAGGGGUCCUGCCAGGCUCAGCCCUGCCCUCAGCAAGCAGCAAAGCCCCCAGCGGGCAGCCUGGGCAGGGCCCCUGUCCCCCUGCCGGCUCCUGGGGGAGACGCACCUCCCCUCCCACCAGCCAGGCUGAGCGCCAGCCCAUGGCCGGCCCCCUCCGCCUAGGCUCCCCAGGCGGUUGGGAGGUUGGGGUUCAGGGAGCUUGGACCAGGAGUCCUGGGGAGUUAGUUCCAGAACCUUUCUCCCGGCAGUGUAUUUAUUUAUUUAAUUUAAAAGACAGACAGGCAUUUUGGUGUAGCGGGUUAAGCCACCACCCACGUUGCUGGCAUCCCAUACAGGCACUGGUUCCAGAUCCGGCCACUCCACUUCCUGUCCAGCUCCCUGCUAAUGCAUCUGGGAAGGCAGCCAAAGACAGCCCAGGUGCUUGGGCCCUGCACCCACGUGGGAGACCCGGAUGGAGCUCCUGGCUCCUGGCUCCUGGCUUCUGGCUUCGGCCUGGCCCAGCCCGAGUUGUUGUGGCCAUCUGGGGAGUGAACCAGCAGGUGGAAGACCUCUCUGUGUCUCUCCUCGUCUCUGUAGCUCUGCCUUUCAACUAAAUAAAAAAUAAAUCUUUUUUUUUUUUUUUUU